Molecule: messenger RNA, 660 nt
Organism: Westerdykella ornata
Lineage: Eukaryota; Fungi; Ascomycota; Dothideomycetes; Pleosporales; Sporormiaceae
Exons: 3
Coding region: 1-660 (219 amino acids)
Biological process (GO): electron transport chain
Source: RefSeq, a predicted model, not a curated record
AUGUCAGCUCUUUGCAGGCCAAUCUCGACUCGGCUGCAGCUCGCUGCUCUGCGGCCCUCCGCGGCUAGGGCUAUCGUGCCCCAACACCGAAACUACGCCAGGGAUGUGCAGGAGACGACGCCGGAGGACGCACCUGGCCCCCGGGCGACUGGCGAUUCGACACAGAUCAGAGAGCAGAGCGCGGCGGAGGGAAUGAGGCACCAGCCGGAUUACAAUGUUGCCAUCGACUACAGGACAUCCAACUUCUCCCCGAUCCCCAAGCGCGUCAUGGACGGCAGUGAGCCUGGCGAGUCCGUCGCUGCAGCUGUUCUCUCUGGCGCCCCUAUCGACCUCCAGGCACGCACCGUCCGCAUCUACCGUCCCACCAAGGCUGCGACGCAGUCCGGAGAGUGGCACGCUCGCCACUGGCUUAUGGACUGGGACCCGCUUCCCAAGGGCCACAGAUGGGAGAACCCCCUGAUGGGCUGGCAAUCGAGUGCCGAUUUCAUGAACGGACACCGCAUCCAGUUCAGGACGAAAGAAGACGCCAUCAACUUCGCGAACAAGCAGGGCUACGAGUACUUUGUACAAGAACCGAACGAGCGAAGAUUCGUGCCAAAAGCUUAUGCCAAUAAUUUCUUGCACUCCCCGAAGAAGCUAAAGAUCAUUCGAACAAAGUAA